UAACCGUGGGGAGAGUUUCCGCCAUUUUUUAAAACUGGGAAGGUCUUUGCCGGAGUAGUGGCGGCCGUUGCGAUGGCAGCGUUCGCUGUGGAUCCCCAGGCGCCCACGCUGGGAUCUGAACCAAUGAUGCUGGGUUCACCGACAUCACCAAAGACAGCAGUUAAUGCCCAGUUCUUACCUGGAUUUUUAAUGGGGGAUUUACCAGCUCCAGUGACUCCACAACCUCGAUCAAUUAGUGGCCCUUCAGUAGGAGUAAUGGAAAUGAGAUCACCUUUGCUUGCAGGGGGAUCACCACCACAGCCAGUUGUACCUGCUCAUAAAGAUAAAAGUGGAGCUCCACCUGUUAGAAGUAUAUAUGAUGAUAUUUCCAGCCCAGGACUUGGAUCAACACCUUUGACUUCAAGAAGACAGACAAACAUUUCAGUGAUGCAGAGUCCUCUUGUUGGAGUUACAACUCCUGUGACUGGACAAAGCAUGUUUAGUCCAGCAAAUAUUGGCCAGCCACGGAAGACGACACUCUCUCCUGCCCAGUUGGAUCCUUUUUAUACUCAAGGAGAUUCUCUGACUUCAGAAGAUCACCUCGAUGACACUUGGGUAACUGUGUUUGGGUUUCCACAAGCAUCUGCUUCUUAUAUAUUAUUACAGUUUGCACAAUAUGGGAAUAUCUUAAAGCAUGUGAUGUCUAACACAGGCAACUGGAUGCAUAUUCGUUACCAGUCUAAAUUACAAGCCCGGAAGGCCUUAAGCAAAGAUGGGAGAAUAUUUGGAGAAUCCAUCAUGAUUGGUGUCAAGCCAUGUAUAGAUAAAAGUGUCAUGGAAAACAGUGACAGAGGAGCCUUGUCAUCUCCAUCUCUAGCCUUUACACCACCAAUCAAGACCUUAGGCACUCCAACACAGCCCGGAAGCACUCCUAGGGUUUCUACCAUGAGGCCUCUUGCUACAGCAUACAAGGCCUCCACUAGUGACUACCAGGUUAUUUCUGACAGACAAACACCAAAAAAAGAUGAAAGUCUUGUCUCCAGAGCGAUGGAGUACAUGUUCGGCUGGUAGUCCAGUAGGAGCUGGACUGAGCCCUUAGUGGAGGCCUGCCGCUUCCUUGGGUUAGUUCUAUAACCAUCUACGGCAGUGUUGGAUAGUGUCUUAGCUAUGUCUUUGACAGCCUUUUGUUAGGAAACAGCCCGUUUGUAGCUUGCACUUUAAAAGAUGGCUGAAAUACACCUGAGGAAAAGAUUGUCCGGUAGCAUCUUGUGCUUUCUGUGAUACAGUGCAUGCCUAGCGCCUGGAUUCAGCACUGAGUGCAGGACAGGAAAUGAUGGAGUUUGAAGUGAGUCUUGUUAGCUUUCCUGAGAAGAUGGAUGAAUUUCAUGGAGAGCAACCACUACGUCACCAUACACAGUGAUUAUAAUUAGCAAUUUGAAUUAUGGUCUUUAAUUUUAGAUGGUAUUUAAUAUCUUGAUUUUUUUUUUUGUAUGUGUCUUGUGGAUUGUCAUCUUUUAUGUUCUUUUUAAAAACCACCGACUACUAAUGUUUCUUAAUAAACUUUGUCAGUUUUUAUGU
Messenger RNA from Onychomys torridus (southern grasshopper mouse), 1557 nucleotides. It is a transcript of the gene Nup35, whose product is annotated as nucleoporin 35. Gene Ontology annotation, molecular function: single-stranded DNA binding; structural constituent of nuclear pore; phospholipid binding. The transcript has 9 exons. Lineage: Eukaryota; Metazoa; Chordata; Mammalia; Rodentia; Cricetidae. The record is from RefSeq and is a predicted model, not a curated record. Gene Ontology annotation, biological process: nuclear pore organization; NLS-bearing protein import into nucleus; regulation of DNA-templated transcription. The coding region runs from base 73 to 1050 and encodes 325 amino acids. Gene Ontology annotation, cellular component: nuclear membrane; nuclear pore nuclear basket; nuclear pore central transport channel.